AUGACUUUGCUGCUACCGAUCCUUCUUGGUUUUCUUGCCUCUCUCGCUGGAGGCCUGUACCUUUUGGGGGUGUUUCGACAGCGGCGACCAGGAGAACCCCCUUUGGACAAGGGGCUCAUCCCUUGGCUGGGUCAUGUCUUAGAGUUUCGCAAGGACACAAUGAAGUUCCUGGAGAGGAUGAAGCAAAAGCACGGUGAUGUAUUCACGGUACAGCUGGGCGGCUUUUAUGUCACUUUCAUGCAGGACCCUCUGUCACUGGGGGCAUUUUUUAAGGAGAGUCGAAAAAAACUGGACUUCAAUGCAUUUGCCAGGCACCUGGUGCACAGAGUUUCUGGAUACAAAUCUAUGGGCAAUGAGCACCACAUCCUUGUGUCAACAAGCCACAAAUACCUGAAUGGGGCUGGAUUGGAGGUGUUAACACAAGCCAUGAUGAGUAAUUUGCAGAACCUGAUGCUGCAGAAAAUUGACAAAGACGCAGACCAAAAGACCUGGAUGGAAGACGGACUGUUCAUGUUCAGCUACAGUAUUAUUUUUAGGGCUGGCUACUUGUCUCUUUUUGGUAAUGCAUCAUCCUUGACUGAAGGAAGUGCAGAUAAAGCCAAAGAGAAAGACGAAACUGAAUCAGAAGCCCUAUUUCGCAAGUUUUGUGAAUAUGACCAUUUCUUCCCCAAUCUGGCUUAUGGAGUGCUGUCUCCAUGGGAGAAGAUGGAGGCAGAGAAGCUAAAGGCCUUUUUCUGGAACGCUUUGUCAAUGCAGAAGUUAAAGACCAAGAACAACAUUAGUGGCUGGGUGUGGGACAUGUACGAGGCCAGGAAGGAAAUAGGUAUGAAGGAGUCAGUGAUAGACAGGUACAUGCUUGUGCUUCUUUGGGUUUCCCAAGGCAACACAGGACCUUCUGCAUUUUGGCUACUCUUCUUCCUCAUGAAGCACCCUGAAGCUAUGACAGCUGUGAAGGGAGAGAUAGAUAAGGUUCUGAAGGAAUCUGGGCAGGAAGUCAUGCAUGGUGGCCCUUUGAUCAACCUGACCUGUGACAUGCUGAGGAAAAUGCCAAUCCUGGACGGUGCUGUUGAAGAGACCCUCAGACUCAUUUCUGCACCAGUCCUUGUGCGGUCAGUUAUACAAAAUAUGACUUUUAAGAUGACUGAUGGUCGUGAAUACUUUAUUCGCAAGGGCGACAGAUUGGCUGUCUUUCCCUACAGUGCUGUCCACUCUGACCCGGAGAUUCAUCCCGAUCCGCAUUCUUUCAAAUAUGACCGUUUUCUGAAUCCAGACGGGAGCAAGAAAACUGAUUUUCACAAAGCAGGAAAGAGAGUCAAGUACUACAACAUGCCCUUUGGUGCAGGUAUCUCCAUGUGUCCUGGGAGGUUCUUUGCCAACAAUGAGCUGAAACAGUUUAUCUUCCUCAUGUUGGUCUAUUUUGAUUUUGAGCUGAAGAAUCCUAAUGAGAAGAUACCCGAUCCUGUUCUGAAUCGACUCGGCUUUGGAGCAUUUCACCCCAUGAGUGACAUCCAGUUUCAGUACAGGCUAAGAUACUGA
Toxotes jaculatrix (banded archerfish) is the source of this 1536-nucleotide messenger RNA. Its product is annotated as 5-beta-cholestane-3-alpha,7-alpha-diol 12-alpha-hydroxylase-like. The record is from RefSeq and is a predicted model, not a curated record. The transcript has a single exon. The coding region runs from base 1 to 1536 and encodes 511 amino acids. Gene Ontology annotation, molecular function: iron ion binding; sterol 12-alpha-hydroxylase activity; heme binding. Lineage: Eukaryota; Metazoa; Chordata; Actinopteri; Toxotidae.